Messenger RNA from Triplophysa rosa, 957 nucleotides. Its product is annotated as free fatty acid receptor 3. Lineage: Eukaryota; Metazoa; Chordata; Actinopteri; Cypriniformes; Nemacheilidae. Bases 1 to 957 code for a protein of 318 amino acids. The transcript has a single exon. The record is from RefSeq and is a predicted model, not a curated record. Gene Ontology annotation, biological process: cellular response to fatty acid; G protein-coupled receptor signaling pathway. Gene Ontology annotation, molecular function: G protein-coupled receptor activity. Gene Ontology annotation, cellular component: plasma membrane.
AUGGUAAACCAGUGGGUAAUUCUGUCCGUCUACGUUUUUUCGUUUCUGAUCGGACUACCAGCCAAUCUUCUGGCCAUGUGCACGUUCUUUAAGAAACUGGGAGACAAACCCAGUCCGAAUGACGUGCUGCUCUUCAACCUGACCGUUUCUGAUCUCCUCUUCCUCAUCUUCCUGCCCUUCAAGAUGUACGAGGCCGCCGUGGGCAUGAAGUGGUACCUACCGCAGACCUUGUGUUCCAUUUCUUCCUAUGUAUUUUUUACUACGAUUUACACCAGCUCCCUGUUACUCAUGGCCAUCGGCGUGAACCGUUAUUUAGGCCUGGCCUUUCCUUUCAAAUACAGACAGAGACGCAGGCCGAUGUACGCCACGGCCGGCAGCGUUCUCAUCUGGCUCAUCUCUGCCUCUCACUGCAGCAUCGUAUUUAUCACUGUCCACAUGCAAGAGACCAAUGGCACCGCGAACGGCACCGCUCCAAAAACCGUCUGCUACGAGGACUUCACAGAAAAGCAGAAAAGGAUUUUGUUGUCGGUGCGCCUUGAGUUUUUCGUGGUUCUGUACAUGGUGCCGCUCUUGGUUUGUGUUUUCUGUUACAUCAACUGUAUCUACAUUCUGUACACCAGACCUCACAUAACCAAAGAGAAGAAGCAGAGAGCCAUUGGCAUGGCGUUGUGCACGCUGAGUAUUUUUCUUCUGUGUUUUUUACCGUAUAACACCUCUCAUCUGGUGGGGUACAGCAGCAACAAAAGUCCGGAGUGGAGAUACUACACGCUCUUGCUCAGCACCCUCAACACAUGUCUGGAUCCCAUCGUCUUCUACUUCUCCUCCUCAACGUUCCGCGAUACAACCAGAAUGUCUUUUUUGAAGGUGAUGCGCUUUAGACAAUGGAAAGCCAAAGACACAACGGCUGAGAUGAGCCACGUUACAAAUUGUUAUCCAAAAAACUCUGGCACUUCUUAA